Eimeria necatrix is the source of this 1174-nucleotide messenger RNA. RefSeq lists its product as hypothetical. The record is from RefSeq and is a predicted model, not a curated record. The transcript is spliced from 2 exons. The annotation marks the transcript as partial. Lineage: Eukaryota; Apicomplexa; Conoidasida; Eucoccidiorida; Eimeriidae.
AUGAUACCCGCCCGCGCCGGGCAGCUGCUGCUGAGGGCCCCCCAGCCAGGGGGGCCCCCCAGCAGCCUCCCGCGCCGCCUCUUUGCUGUUUUUCAUGACCCUUUUCUUUCGAACUAUCCGCAGCAGCAAGAGGGGCCCCGAGAGGGCCGCCAGGGGCCCCCUGGGGAGGCCCCUGCGGCCCCUGCAGCAGCAGCAGCAGCAGCAGCAGCAGCAGCGACAGCAGCAGCCGCGAGCGCGCCGUACCCCGGGGCUGCCAAGUCCCUCUUCGACAACGCCGGGGGGCCCCCCCUGGGGGCCCCCGCGGGGUCUCCCAUGGGGACUCCCAUGGGGGCCCCUCUGGGGGCCCCCCUGGGGGCCCCCGGGGGGCCCCACACCCCCAGCUCUUACGAGGCAGCGCAGCAGGGGCCCCCCUACGGGCAGUUCCCUGCUGCUGAGGGCCCCUCGGGGUCUUAUGGGGCCCCCUUUGGGUCCUUUCCGGGUUCGGGGGGCCCCCCUGAGGGGCCCUACGGGGCCCCCCCUUAUGGGUACGCGGCCUCUCUCCCGCCGUACCCUGUUUACCCCGCGGGGGGCCCCCCCUACCCGGGGGCCCCCCUGCAGGGCAUAGGGUACUACCCGUCCCCGGCUGCAGUGGGGGCCCCCUACGGGGUGGGGGCCCCCUACGGGUUGGGGUUCCAGGGGCCCCCGGCGGGGUGGGGGCCCCCCGCGUCCGGGGGGGCCCCCUGGGGGGCCCCCCCGGGGGGCCCCCCAGGGGGGGGCCCCCCCCGAGGGUCCAGCCGGUCGAGCGGGGGGGCCCCCGGCGGGGGGGCCCCCGGGGGCCCCGGGGGCCCCGGGGGCCCCGGGGGCCCCCUGACUGCGCGGCAGCGGCAGCGGCAGUUUGUCCGCGCGCUGCCGCUGCUGCUGCGCGCUGCUGCAGCGCAGCAGCUGCCCCGCGACAGCAGCAGCAGCAGCAGCAGCGGGCUGCUGCAGCAGGAGCCGCAGCAGCAGCAGCAGCAGCAGCAGCAGCAGCUGUACACGGCCAAGCGCGUCAAGGCCACCUGGGGCGAGCUGCUGCAGCGGCUCGCCCCGCUGCUGGGCAAGUACGAAGUGCUGCAGCUGCUGCAGGUGCUGCAGGGGGUUUCUUCUUUGGCCAACAGGAGGAUUAUCCGCGACAACGAUCUCCUCACUUUGACUCAAG